AAGCAUUCUGCACUAACACAACUUGUUCAAUAUUGCAAGAAGCAAACACUUUAGCAACGAAAUCAACGAAUUUACAAAGGAAUACAUUUGAGACUGAUCAAUGCUGUAGCAGAUAUCAUUAAAUUGUGAAACAGAAGCUCAUCCUAAAAUACCAGUGCAUUACUUACAACCGCUUAAAAUCAAAUCAAAGUGAUAAUUAAAGUGUGAAAAAAAACAAAUAGAUCAAUGAACACAGAAAUUCUUACGAGCACGCAUACGCCGAAAUGGAUCCGGAACACUGGAAUAGAACUCCUCGCCGGACAAACAGGAACUUCGACGGAAAACCAACCGGAUUCUGUCAGAAUUUGAAUGAGACAAUAAUGAAAUGAACCAGGCGACUAGAACCUCGGUCGAACCUAACUCGCAGCUAAUGUCCCUUUCUCGUUUCUAUGCGUGUGCGUGUAUGGCUGCUGGUUCAUUUUCCAGCGAGCUCGCCGGGCAUCGUCGAGGUGGUCACUGGUUAAGGGUGUGGUGGUGACGGAAUUUCUAGGGUUCAGCUCCUAGGUUCAGUGGGUGUUCGUUGAAGAAGGGACGAAGAAGGAGUCGAUGGGGGUCAUAGAAAGUCAGUGAUGGCUUCGAGACAAGAUGAAAAAACAAGGUACUGGAAAUAUAUUUGGUCUAUUUGUUCGCUCCUUAGGUCCUUUUGAUGAAGAAGAUGACUGAAGCCAUUUUUGUCUUCUCUCAAGUCAAAA
Molecule: messenger RNA, 731 nt
Organism: Nicotiana tabacum (common tobacco)
Lineage: Eukaryota; Viridiplantae; Streptophyta; Magnoliopsida; Solanales; Solanaceae
Source: RefSeq, a predicted model, not a curated record